Messenger RNA from Branchiostoma floridae (Florida lancelet), 996 nucleotides. RefSeq names its product olfactory receptor 10P1-like. The record is from RefSeq and is a predicted model, not a curated record. The transcript has 2 exons. Gene Ontology annotation, molecular function: G protein-coupled receptor activity. Gene Ontology annotation, biological process: G protein-coupled receptor signaling pathway. NCBI's taxonomy places the organism in Eukaryota, Metazoa, Chordata, Leptocardii, Amphioxiformes, Branchiostomatidae. Gene Ontology annotation, cellular component: membrane. Bases 1 to 996 code for a protein of 331 amino acids.
AUGUCUGAUAGUCAGAUUUUCGGCACAGAAAAUCCUGUAGCGAGAGGCUUCCAGAUUGCGUACCUGGUAACUACUGUCGCCUUGUCGGUGGUGUGUGGGUUACUUGUCAUUGUCUUGGUGUGGAAGAAGGAAUAUCUACAGAAGCCUUGCCACUACCUUCGCUGUAACCUAGCCGUGGACGACAUCCUUUUCACCGGCCUGUGUGUCCCGAAUGUCAUCCACAACAUCAGCCAUGGCUACAACCCUGCAAGUUUCACGCUAUGCAGGGUGGAAGGGGCGUUCACACUCGGCUUGCUUCUCUCCAAGACCUGUACCUACCUACUCAUGGCUAUGGACGUGUACUUCUUCAUCAUCCAUCCUCUACACUACAACGACAAGGUAACGACACCACGUGUGGCAUGGGCCAUUGCUGCAGCCAGGACCUUGACCUUCGUCGUUGCCUUGACAUCCGUCGCCGUAGGUGGAUCCGGUAAUACCCAAGAUGUCUCCGAUGUCCUUGUAUGCUUGCCGGGAAUGAACUCCAGCCCGAAGAAUACGGUGUUGGCUAUACUGAUCGUGGUCGUGCCGAUCGCAGUCUUCGUCGUCUUGGCUGUCGGGGCACUGUACUACCGAGUGCUGAAGGAGGCAAGGGAGCAACAGCAUCGGGAUGAGGAUCGCCAUCUACAGCUUCACGAGACCCAGGCCUUCCGAGCUCUCGCGCCACACUUCACGGUCGUCCUGGUCUUCGUGGGCACUGCCAUUUUGUCCUUCAUCUUCGCGCGUGCCGCACAGACUGAAGGGGCAAGCAUCUACCUGUCUGUCGCUAGAAGAGUGGCCAUGCUGCUGAACCUUAGCCUGUCGUACAUCACGGACUCCGUCGUGUACAGUCUGAAGAAGGCAGACUUCAGGCGGGCCAUGGGGGAAGUCCUUCCCUUUAUCAACGAACAGGCACAACCUCAGGUACCCCAUCAUACUGUCCCAAAGGAGGACAAUGGGCUACCUGAGGUGGAUGUGUAA